CGUUUGACGAAUCAGAACUGCGACUAAGAUAGCUGGCUCAGCCAACCAGGAAAGCGUACUGGAGUAGGCGGAACCAGAGAAUUCGUCUAUUUAGGUUGCCAAUGCCACUCAUUGGAGGGCGGUAGCCGUGUGCUUGACCGAGUAGGAAUUUCACCUUAAUAUCAGAGAAGCACCAGUAAAGAAUCCAAAAUGGCAGAUCUCAAAGUUGGCAGUGGAGACGGCCUCACCAAGAGGAGGAUAGCUGCCACCCUGGUGCUGCGUGGUUCCUCAGAAUACAAGCCAAAGCGACGCCUGGGCCGAGGGGCUCUGUCUGUGGCCCGCACUUCUGCCACUGUGCGGCCUGCCAGUGAGAGCAGCGAGGGGUACGACUCACCUAGUGGAGACUGCCCAAGUCCCAGGACCCCAACCCUGGACCUCCUGGAACCAGAGCCGUCGCUGACGAUGGAGUCGUCUGAUUCCACAGGUCGGUGUUCAGACACGGGUGGCGUCAAGAGCCCAGAGCUGCCAGACCUUAUCUCCUUGGAGGGCAGCCCCAAAAGCCCCCAGCGCUCGGUCUGGCUUGAAGAUGACGAUGAGGAAGACUUUGGAGACAAUUUCUCUCUCCCAUCUCUGUCUCCCAAAAGUAUGUAUGAGGAGAGUAAUUGCUCGGAGCAGAAGGAUGCCGCCCGCGACGCCUCCUCAAAGAGAGACAAGAUGAGCGAAGUAAAUGUCGCUGAUUGGCACAAGAAUCGCAUGGCAGCAGUGAGCAGUGUGUGCUUUGAGGAGCUUUUGGAGAAGUACCCAAACUACAAGAGCACAAAGAGCUGUGUAGCAGCCUUCAUACUGGAGAAAGAGGUGACUGACGCAGGAGGCCAGCGCAGUGAGCGGUAUGAGGUGGUGGCCUUGGGUACAGGUCAGAGCUGCUGCUCAGGCUGGAUCUCCUACACUGGUACUGUGGUUCAUGACUGCCAUGCCACUGUCAUGGCACGGCGCGCUCUCAAAAGAUAUAUCUACAAACAGCUUCUGCUGUUCUACAGUGCUGAUCCACACGUGUGUCAGCACUCCAUAUUCGAGAGCUCAACAGACGGAAAGCCUCUGCAGCUCAAGCCAAAGAUCUACCUGCACCUCUACACCAACCAGAGCCCUAAAGGAGCCGCCCAGUGCCCUCUGAUGAAGUUGAAGAGUGGCAACUACGAGUCGCUCAAGCUGCACUGCUACGCCAAAGGCUCCCUGACCCCGUCGUCGCUGGUGCCCAUCAGCGUGUGGGAGGCCCGGAUCUGCAGCAUGGCUGACGGCGACAAGCUGACCCGCUGGGCAGUCACAGGAGUACAGGGGGCGCUCUUGAGCCACUUCAUCCAGCCACUCUACAUCGCCAGCGUGACCCUCGCGGGGCCAUCCAGCAGCUACUACCAGCAUGCAUCGGACACGAUUAACAAGCGUCUGGGCCAGGGCUGGCAGGGAACUCUGCUGCCCCCCUACAAGGCCACCAGCAUCUUCUUCCUGCCAGGAGACAACAUUGGUCCCCUGCUCCCCUCUGAUAGGUGCAAAGACCUCAGCAUCAACUGGUGCCGUGGCGACGGCAGCAUUGAGAUUCUGGAUAGCAUCACAGGGAACACCAUUGACUGCUCUCCGUUUGUGAGCGGACCUGGACUCACAAGUCGACUGUGUAAGAGAGCUCUCUACUUCAGCUUUCGCAAAGUAGCCUCAUUGGCUGGCCAGCAGGAUCUGCUGGCAUUCCUCUCCUACAGCAGGGCCAAGAUGGCUGCUCACUUGUACCAGGAGGCCAAAGCUGUGGUCAACCAGCAGUUCAGGACAAACGACGCUGGACCAUGGAACUCCAAGCAGCUGGUGGACAGCUUCAAACGCUGACGACCAGUUUUCUGUCUUUCCCAUGUAGCUCUGACCAAGAAGUAGUAGCAGUUACUAAGGAGGGUCGUGUUGGUGUUUGCAUUUAUGAUUAUGUUACAUGUUCAGAAGAAGCUUUUCUUAACUAGCUCAAGAAUGCUACAUUUUUUUAUUAAGGUCAGUUGUGUUGUGUUUUGCUGUUUUAGGUUAUAUAUUUUUUAAACCUCAAGGAUUAAAAAAGAUGGAAGAUCUGGGAGAUCUGUUUGAGUAAAAGUGUCAUUACUGUAGCAUAACCACUAUAUCAUUCCAGAGGACUAGAAUUGGUAGUCAGCCAUGGUUAGUUAGACUCCUAUAUACUCAAAUCUCAACCUACAAAUGUUCCAGUACUUCCCUUGACCCUCUGUGCAGUGAGCUGCCCCUUUUGGAGAGCUGCUACCUAUGAUGCCCAACUGCUGACUCAAGAGGUUCAUCCCACAUUUUGUUUUCUUUUUUAAUGCCCACAGCAGCUGGUAGCUCAGUGUGUGGCCCUACCUGCUGUACCCAGACCAGAUUCUGAACCUCAAGACAAUUCAGCUCAUUUAUCACCAUGACAACACAUACUCACACAAACAUUGACUGGGUGAAGAAAGCACAGAAUAUACUUGUAGUUGCUUCUGUACUGACUUAAAUUGUGGGUUGUUUGACUUGGGUCAAAUAAAAUAAAAUAAUGUUGACGGAG
Molecule: messenger RNA, 2542 nt
Organism: Clupea harengus (Atlantic herring)
Lineage: Eukaryota; Metazoa; Chordata; Actinopteri; Clupeiformes; Clupeidae
Gene: adad2
Product: adenosine deaminase domain containing 2
Biological process (GO): adenosine to inosine editing; RNA processing
Cellular component (GO): nucleolus; cytoplasm
Molecular function (GO): double-stranded RNA adenosine deaminase activity; double-stranded RNA binding; adenosine deaminase activity
Source: RefSeq, a predicted model, not a curated record